Messenger RNA from Cydia pomonella (codling moth), 7531 nucleotides. RefSeq names its product xaa-Pro aminopeptidase 1. Lineage: Eukaryota; Metazoa; Arthropoda; Insecta; Lepidoptera; Tortricidae. The coding region runs from base 1218 to 3338 and encodes 706 amino acids. The transcript has 12 exons. The record is from RefSeq and is a predicted model, not a curated record.
UGGUCUUACAAAUCGGUUAAAUGCGCGGUUUUCUUAGAGACUGUUUGACGGAGACAGCUACAAUUUGGAACGGGUAUAGUAAUUACCGACACUAAUUGAGGUAAGACCUUAAAUGAAGAAAGUACCUAUCACGAAAAACAACAUUCUAAGAUGUAGCCGUAUGGUGUCUACCAUAUGAAAUGGGUAGAGCCAGUUACCAUGGCCCUGGUAGAUAAAUCCCGUGUGCCAGUAAUUCCCGGGAAAGCAAACAUCGUUCCAAUCAGUGGAGUGAAGACAAUUUUCUUUACGGGCCGGGACGCUCCCUGUCCCCAUUUCGCGCACCACUGCCAAAGGGUGGUGGGGUUGGGACUGCUAGGGUUGACCCACACCCACAUUUUUUCUUAUAUAAAACAGAAUAAGUAUUUUUUUACAAGGGAGCAAAUAUGUUAAUAUUGAUACUCGAGCAAGCGAAAGAUUAGAAAAGUGGAAUUUUGAGGGUUGUGAGUGACUGGGUAAAACAAACUUCUGUACAGUGUGAAACACAAAGUUUUUCACCACACCAACGCGAGGAAACUACUAGCACUUUACAAAUUAAAAUAAAUCCAAAUUAAUGUCCUAAUCAUCACUUAAAAAUCUAUUCUACCUGCUAACCAAAUUACUUUGCCUUUCUAGUGAUAUAAUGUAACUUUCUCAUCAGUUUUUGAAGAAUAAAGAGAGGUUUUACGAGUUGGUAUGGUGACUACUGCUCCGCACAUUAGGUUAGGUUAGCACAAAACAUAUUGAGCCGUAUAGCGCUAUCUUCUUCAGCUAUAACUCGGACGAUUUUUCUUACCAUUCACCAACCAACAACGUCAUACCAAUAAGGGCGUCCGCGAGCUGGUGCGGGUGCACGCUCGCGGGGCCAUUGUAAGUAAAACCCGGCACAAGCAUCCGCGCCAGUUAGCGCUGCUCAUACUUUUUUCGUUAACGCUCACCCGCUCCGUGCAACCGCGCCAGCUCGCGGACGCCCUUAAUCUCCCCGUGGGCAACCCUAGCAAUGGGACUAAAGCGUCCCUGCCUGAAACGCCAUCCGCGCUCACUUUCAAACCACCACCUCCGGGCAUCACACCAUUCCCACCAAAAUUAAAUCCAAUUGCUUAUCCUGCUCUAACUCAUAACUAUAGUGACCUCGUUGCCUUUAGGUAUAGUUUCGAUAACGAUGACCGAGUGAUUCAGUUAAACGUGCCGAUCAACCCGAGAUGCAGCUCUGGAAGCUACAGCUUUUGUUCACCAUCUGCCUGGCAGCAUGUCACGGCGCGCUCCGUACCGCCAACGUGACGACCACGACCUCCGCACCGACGCUACCUACCCUACCCCCUACCCCUACCGAGAACCAGCAACCCUCCAUCACGUGCCCUGAUGACGUCAGUACGAGUCCGCUCCAACGGCUGAGGAGAGCGAUGAGGGAUACAAUGUAUACCCAGAUGAGCAACUUCUUUGAUGCGUUCCUGGUGUUCUACAGUGAUGAGCAUUUGAGCGAGGAACCGCCAGCGGACGAACGACGCCUUCAAUACAUCAGUGGAUGGGACGGAGCAGGCACGGCCGUAGUUCUCGCACAAGGCGAGGCGGCAGUAUGGGUUUCAAGUGGUGAUGUGGGAAGAGCAAGAGCUUCGCUGUCCUGCUCAUGGCUCGUGAUAGACGCUGAUGACUCUGGCCAGCCUAACAUUGCAGAGUGGAUUGCGACCCGCAUCGGCCACACCGGUCGCGUUGGCGCCGACGCGCGCCUUGUCUCCAUAUCCGAAUGGUCAGCAUUGGCCACGGGCUUGCAGCCAAGCGGGAUAUCUCUGGUCCACGUGCCGACUUUGCUAGACCAGCUGUGGAACGAGGAGACGGAGCCGGAACGACGACGUCCUGAGCCUUCGAGGAUUGUUGCUAGCUUGCAUCAAAACGAUUGCACAGGCCUAAGUUGGCGAGACAAAGUAUCGUUCGUGCGCAACGAGCUCCGCGUACUCGGGGCCGACGCCAUGGUGGUGACGGCUCUCGACGAGGUAGCUUGGCUGCUGAACGUGCGUGGACGAGAUCUACCGUACGCACCGCUGUUAAAGGCCUUCGUCGUUGUUAGCACUAGGGAUCUGAAGGUGUACGUGCCGCAGGGCAAACUGUCCAUGCCUGUACGUGAGGCGUUGGCGGUCUAUAACUGCCCGGUUCAUAACAACAAUUGUACCAGCAUAAAGGACUACUCCAUGAUCUAUACGGACCUCCGCCGCAUUACCGACGCCAAGGUGCUCAUCCCCUCUGGAGGAACGUUCCAGAAAGGCGCCUCAGCCGCCAUCGCCCAGAGCGUGCCGCGGGCGCGUGGCUUCUACGUGCUGUCGCCAAUUAUGUACCUGAAAGCGCAGAAGACGAACGCCGAAGUGAAGUGUAUGAGGAAGGCGCAUUUGAGAGAUGCUGUCGCGAUGUGCACGCUGAUCAGUUACCUACAGGGAAUGGUAAAAGGCCAAUCCGAGAUCUCUGUAGCCAUGAAGGUAGACGUGACCCGUGCCACGCAGGCCAACUACGUGGGCCCGGCGAUGCGCACGCGCGUGGCGUUCGGCGCGAGCGGCGCCGACCCUGACUACCGCGCCACGUUGCAGUCGAACAGACAAGUGUUUAGCAAUACUACGCUUGUGAUACAGUCUGGCGGACAGUACAUAGAGGGCACAACCUUGGUGACCCGCACGCUCCACUACGGUGACCCCAAGCUCAGUGAGCGUCGCGCCUACACAACAGUUCUCCGCUCGCUCGCCGCUCUGUCAACCCUGCAGCCGCCGGCGGCGCUGCCGGCCGCGCACGCCGACCCCGUCGCGCGCGCGCCCUUGUGGGCGGCGAGGCAGGACUACCUGCGGCCCACGGGAUAUGGCGUUGGUGCAGCCAAUCAUCGAAAAGAAGACCCCGUAGUCAUCGACUACAGACAAGACAAGAACCUGUACACAUUGUCAGAAGGAUACUUUAUUACAGUCGAGCCCGCAUGGUACGAGCCGGGCAAGUUCGGGAUCUGUCUGGGGAACAUACUGGAAGUGGGAGCCAAGUCCAACGAAUACUUGUACUUCACUGAGGCUACUUUGGUGCCGUUCGAGCGUAACCUUAUCGAGACUUCCAUGCUCACAGAGUAUGAGCUAACCUGGCUGAACAAUUACAACAAACGAAUCCGCGACGUGGUCGGCCCCGAGCUGAAGGCCCAAGGCCUCACGGACGUAUACUACUGGAUGAUGAACAAAACCAUUCCAUACACGCUGCCCUCUAAACAGCCGAAGUGUAAAACAAGCUCUGCGGACUGGAGAAAGCCUGGACUUUCUGUUGUAAUAGGGGGCAUUGUUUGUGUUGUCAGUAUGAUUUUAUAAGCGUUUGUCUUUAAGAUUAGAAAUCAUCAGAAGUAAGUAUGAGGCUCUAAACCAAUUUUACAGUGCUUGAGCACUUUAUGCGGUAAUAAUAAAGAAAAUAGUAAAUAAUAUACAUGCUACUCGAGAAUAUUUAUUACCGAAUACAAUCCCCUGUUGCUUACUUCUGCGGAAUUCUUUCUAAAGCCAAAAACGAUAAAUAAAUAUGGUAAUUAAACUUUUUCUGAUGGUUUUGCUAGCAAGGAGGAUUUUUGAUCCUUUCACCGUAAAUUUGGUAAUUGUAGAAACCAAAUAUACAUUUGUCUUGGCGGAAACACUACCAUGCUCCAAGAUUACGUAAAGUCAAAGAAAUGUAGUGUAUGACGUCAUGUCAUGAUACGGUCAAGGAAUUUAAUUUCAAGUACCGUUUCGUACGUAUGGUUUGAAGUCCUUAGCAACUUUUAUAUUGGUUGUCGCUGUGACAAGGUAUUGAAAGUAAAUUCUUGGGGUUGUCGUUGAGAUUCAUAGCGAAGAGGUCUCGAGAAUAUUAUUUUUGUGUUUUGCUCAUUAAUGUUGUUUAAAGGGUAAUAUUGAUAGCUUAUUAUGCAGUGAACUAACGUAGAAGUGUGCAGCUAAUGAAAAACUAAAAAUCUUGAAACGCGUUUAGGUAACCAUGUUUUAAUCACCAGCUAUCUCUUUACUAAAAGCAACUACCGGACAACGUCAUGCUCUACGAGCACACUUAAAAGUAACUACCGAAAAACGACUUGACAUUGGCAAAAUCAUCAUAGAUUUGAUGGAGGCCAUAUUUAAAAGAAGAAGUAAAUUCUUUGACUGUACCUACAUGAAAUGUUGGUUUUGGUGGAUUUUUCAUAUCAUUUUUGAAAACGAAUAAUUGGCCAUAUUUUAAGGUUGUAACAUACGCGUAAAGUAGUGCAAAAUAUUUGAUACAAUAUUUUACACCACUUUACGCGUCUUAGUUUUCCUUUGUAUGGGUUUUUAGUAAUUCAGCUAGAUUAUAUCUUUGGAUGAUUCCGAUUAUGGUGUUAGUUUGUGACCAUGUGUUAUUUUUGAAGCUCCUUUGUGUAAAGUAUAAAUAUUUAAGAAAUUAAUGUUAAUUUCACCAACGUAAAACUUACGCACUAUAGAUAUAUAUCUAGGAACUAUUUCCAAUAAUUAAGAUAUUAAUAACAAUUUGCGAUUAGAUAGGUUAAGAAUUUCUUCGAAAAGCAAUUAUGUAUAUUAGCAAUAUUUUCGUAAGUUUCAUUUAUUUACUUUAUUUCAAUGUAUUCUCGUAAAUAUGAUUUGAUGCCAGCUCUGCAACUAUUUAAUUUAUCUAUAGGAAACUCCUGUGCAUUUUUUUUAGUAUUGCCACGAAUUCAAUUCAAUUCUUUAUUAUUAUUUUUUUUCCACAGCAGGUGCUUUUUAAAUAAAGUUGAACACAUAAAGGUGCCGAUAAAGAUAAGUGCCUAGUACAUAUGACAAAAAUAUUUCAUUCAAGCAAUACAUAAAUAACAUACAAUUUUUUUUACUUUUGAGAGAUAUCACGUAACUUAUUGCCUCUAUUAUAUACAGUGCCUUUACUGAAGCCUUGUGUAGGUACUAAAUAUUUUUAUAUAGAAUAUAUAAUACUUCUUUUUAUUAAAACAGUUACUUACCUAUAUUUAAAUCUGCAAUCUUCAGCAGUACUGAAAUAAUGGGCAAUAUUAUAAUAUAUCGUCAUACGUACUUAAAGAUGGUGGAAAUAGAUAUUUCAAAAAGUAUUUUCAUUGUUAUGUUAGUAUUACCUCUAUUAUAGAUCGUGUCAUUCAUGAAGACGCAUGCCUUGACUAGUAAUGUCAUGUUAUUAAAGGUUAGAUUUGACAAAUCUGCGCGUCAUCGUUGAUGGCACGAUCUAUAGUGCUGUAUUUUCGUAUGUUCUAUGUAUUUUUUAACAAUACCAAAGAUACACCGAUUGAGUAAGAUGUGUAAAAUCUAAGACAAUUUCAUGCUUCGAAUUUGACAGGUAAACGAGAUGGCGCUGUACGGCUCCAUACAUUUUGCGGUGUCUCUGAUUGUCAAAUGUGACAAUUGCUUGACAAUUCAAUGACCAGACCACAAAACAUAUGGCGCAAUACAGCACCAUCUGUUUUGGAUGUCAAACUAAUGGGCACGUUUUGCUUUUGUCAAUACCAUUAAGCCAAGUAAAUGCUAUUAUUAUUAUACAAUUAGAUGUAAUAUAACCUUAUAAGACCCAAUCUGUUUUAAUAAUGACACAAUCCUAGAUUUUAUAAAUACGGUCUAAUUUUGUUCGUAAAACUAGACCUUGUCAUAGAGAAAUAAGAAGUACAUAGAGUGCUCACUCCAUACAUCAGUUUUGGUACCAAAACGCUUAUUAUUUUCGAAGUCGAUAUCUAGUAUCGAGUAGCGGAAUUAUCAGUACCCCUAGUGUAAAUAAAUUCGAUUUCGAAACGUGACGUACGCGUUUGCGUUUAGUCUCAUUUUGUAUGUGAUUUAGAAAGAGCGCGCCAAGCGGGACGUUUUGGAAACUCAAUAUCCUAUACAAAAUGAGACUUAACGCAAACGCGUUCGUCACGUUAUGAUGUCGAUAAAAUUUACACUAGGGGUACAGUACUGCUACUUGACAAUAGAUGUUGCGACGAACGAAAAGUUAACCAUUUUCAGGUAAUAUUAUAACCAGAGUAACCGGAACUCUAUUUUCAACUCUUACGCUUACUCUGGUUAUAAUAUUAGCUGAAAAUCGUUGAGCAUUAGACUUUUUGUUUGCCGCGACCUCUAUUGUCGAGUAGCUGAGAGUUCAGCUACUUGGCGCUUUUUUUUUUUAAUACUACGUCGGUGGCAAACAAGCAUACGGCCCGCCUGAUGGUAAGCAGUCUCCGUAGCCUAUGUACGCCUGCAACUCCAGAGGAGUCACAUGCGCGUUGCCGACCCUAGCAUUCCCCCUCGUUGAGCUCUGGCAACCUUACUCACCGGCAGGAACACAACACUAUGAGUAGGGUCUAGUGUUAGUUGGCUGCGGUUUUCUGUAGGGUGGAGGUACUUCCCAGUUGAGCUCCGCUCUAGAUCUGGAAUGAUAUCCGCUGUGCUGUGCCCUACCAUACAAAGCGAGAUGACAUUCACAAUGCCCAUACCUCUCUUACUAUUAUUUAUUAUUUGAUACCUAUCAAAGCCGUUGUAUGGAGUGAGCACUCUUUGGUCUUCUUAAUUCUCUUUGACCUUGUGGCUUGUGGGUCGAUAUGCUUAAGAUUUGUCGUGCUAAAAAUAGUACGUUACCUAUAGGUAAGAAUAAGCUAUGCACCGAGUGCCUUACUGAUCCUGUAGUCUGUAUAAAACGCUUUUAGAAUAAGUUAGCAUAAACAUUAUUUAAUAUAGCUACAUAUCGUAGUGCAUUAAAAUCAUGCUCGUGUUUAAUUUUAUUUUUUUCUUUAUACAUACGCUUUGAUAACUCGCUUGCGCGUAUUAAGUAGGUGGUACUUAUUACCACCAGCGUAGGCACUGUUCUUAGGUUGCCACCCCGAUAAAAGUGUCCUUGUCGUGUCCUAUAAUUUUUCAAGUGUUUUGCACUUAAAACUAAAUGAGCCUAUGGAGUUUACGUGUCCUAUGUAUAGUUGCAUUCAUAUAUCUAUACUGUUCCUGAUUUAUCUCUUGAAAGCAAUAUAUAAAAGCAUAUCAAUACAAAUAUUUUUAGGUAAAAAUAUAUUAUUAUGUAAAAAUGUGCAAUCGCGGAGUCACGAGACAGGCGUUGCCUAGUGUGAUCCAAUAAAUUGAUUUAAAUGUAUCUGACUGAUUUAAAAAAUAAAAUUUGGCUUUACUUAAUAUCAAUAGUACUUGGCGAUAUAAUUUAUGGCAAUAUUUAGAAUUCAAGCAAUAUUUUAUUAAUUAUCUCAAGAGAUAAUCUAUCCCAAGGGAUAGAUUGCCAAGCGGACCCGAGGCCUAUGUCCAUGAGCCGUAGCAGGGAUGACACGAGGAAGAUGAUGAUUUUAUUAAUUAUCUCUAUGUAAAGUAAACUCUUAACUGUAAACAUAUAAGUGUUAUACGUUCAAAUUGGCCUCUAUGUAUAUGUUAAUUUUUUGUCAUUUGUGUUUGUUUAUAUGUAAUACACAAACAUAUUAUGUGUGCGGCUGCGUAAAUUUUAAAUGUAUCGUUGUUUGCUGAGAGCUAAAUAAUUGCUUGUAUUAUAAUGCAUAUAGCUAUGAAAAUAAAUGUUCAAUUAAAAA